UUUAGCGCACGUGCAUCUCAGGGAUAUAAAAGAAUAAUUUCGGCCACGGUGAUAGUGGCUCGGAGCGAAUCAUUUUAGUUACUCUGAUAUCAACUGUCAUGGCACUACUUGCUGUAGCGUUGUUGGUGCUUGUCCAGGUGUACUUGAGCAGUGCAAUUACCUUGAAUGUAAAGGCUGCGCACCUGACGUGCUCGGGCAAGGUCCCUGUCCCCUCCAAUCUGGUCAUAGCCGACAAGCUACACCCUCUCCAUGGAGCCCUUGUCCUGAGUCCUAUCUGCACGGGAGGGAAAGACCGCUUCAGGGGUAUGUACCCCCUUCCUUUCCACAUGAGCGUCUGGUACACCGGCUCUCCCAGCUCCAGGUGCGUCUUAAAGAGCACGUCUUCUGGGUAUUACAUUCAGGUGGAUGUGCUGGCUUAUGGCAAAUACUCGGUGGGCAAGUUGCUUUUGAGAUGCCCUAAACCUCUUCGUCCAACCCCUCGCUUGACGGCACCAUUACCUGCAUAUCCAGUAACGCCCAUUUCUGACGUCAAGGAUUACGUGUGGGUGCGUUGCGGCGUCGCUUCAAAUGAUGUCGAAUUUAUUCCCCAGAGCGUGAAGAUUGUAGCGGCCAUUGACUGCAAAGGAGUUCGCUUCACUUACGUCAUAAAACCGAACACUCCUCUCGAGGUGCAGAUUUUCCUUGCUGGUAAGUUGAAUGAGAAAUGCGUAUACAACCCACCUGUUGCCAGGCGUAGGAGGGGUGCUGCCCCACCACCCCCGCCCCCAGUUCGAUCAGUUGCCAUUCAUUUCUUCAAGCACAGAAACUUUGAGUACCUUGGAACCGGAAGGGUCGAUUACUGCCCACCCAUCACUGACGAUUACAUUUUGAAGGUCAAGCCCCACUGCGGUAGCUCCGUUGGCGCACCUGCAUAUGUGACGGGCGUUACUGACGUUGAUGCCGACUUCCGGGCCAUCUGUAAAAAUGGAAGGAAAUACGUUUUCGUCAACACUAACAAGGACAAGGUCAACUACAAGCUGAAGGUCAAGUACAGCGGAAAUGCCAACACCCAGUGCGUCUUCAACAGGAGACAGAACUCCAACGUGUACGUCAUCACUGUUCAGAUUUCGUGGGGUAGGCGGGGUGUCGUGGUCCACAAGCACAAUAGAGAAUACCAGUUGUCGUGUGCUUUUGGUGCUAAAGGAAGUGACGAGUCGCCUACCCAACGUAUCGAGGGUAAUAUCUUGGCGCCAAGAAUUGUGGAGUCUUUCGUUGGCUCUGGUGCAAGGUCCUAUGUCAAGCUUCAUCUGAUAGACGUUCUUGGCCGACAGGUGUACGCACUUCCCAUUGGUCGAAUGGUCCAGCUCCGCGCAUGGUCAAAUGGUCAAGGAAGUGAAGUUGGUGUGCGGUCUGUUGGUUGCGAUGCUAUUGGUGCGAGGACGAACACAAGAUUCGCAAUCAUCCGAGCCGGUUGUGGAGAUGGUGUGGUGUUUGCUAAAAAUGAAGGUUUCUCUACUAAGGGACUGAACAGCACAAGUCCAUACUUCAAAGCAUUUUCAUUGCACAACGAUGCUAAAAUUCGCUUCGAAUGUAAUUUCACAAUGUGCACGAGCAAUUGUGACGGCAACUCCUGUGCAAUUGCAGGCCGGCGCCGGAGGGAUGCAGACGUACACUUUUCGGAUUUUAUUAUGACGGAGUCUGACCCCAUAACCUUGCUUUAGUAUACUUUUACAAAACUGUUGCAGCUUUUGUUUCAGCAAAUACAAUUGGUGGUUGGUUUAA
Molecule: messenger RNA, 1761 nt
Organism: Haliotis rufescens (red abalone)
Lineage: Eukaryota; Metazoa; Mollusca; Gastropoda; Lepetellida; Haliotidae
Exons: 3
Coding region: 99-1700 (533 amino acids)
Source: RefSeq, a predicted model, not a curated record